UCAGUCCGGGUGCCCUUUCGGUCUCGCCAUGGCUGCUCUCACCCGGAACCCGCAGUUCCAGAAGCUGCAGCAGUGGUACCGCGAUCACAGCUCUGACCUCAACCUGCGCCGCCUUUUCGACGCCAACAAGGAGCGCUUCAAUCAUUUCAGCUUAACUCUUAACACCAACCAUGGCCAUAUUCUGGUGGAUUACUCCAAGAACCUUGUGACAGAGGAAGUGAUGCACAUGCUGGUGGACCUGGCCAAGUCCAGGGGUGUGGAGGCUGCGGAGAGCAUGUUCAAUGGUGAGAAGAUCAACAGCACCGAGGAUCGGGCAGUGCUACAUGUGGCUCUGCGGAACCGCUCAAACACACCGAUUUUGGUGGAUGGCAAGGAUGUGAUGCCAGAGGUCAACAGAGUUCUGGAAAAGAUGAAAUCUUUCUGUGAGCAUGUCCGGAGUGGCAGCUGGAAGGGGUACACGGGCAAGUCCAUCACAGAUGUCAUCAACAUCGGCAUUGGAGGCUCAGACCUGGGUCCUCUUAUGGUGACCUAAGCCCUUAAGCCAUACUCUUCCGGAGGUCCCCGGAUCUGGUUUGUCUCCAACAUUGAUGGGACCCACAUUGCCAAAACCCUAGCCAACCUGAACCCUGAGUCCUCCCUGUUUAUUAUUGCCUCCAAGACCUUUACCACCCAGGAGACCAUUACCAAUGCAGAAACGGCCAAGGAGUGGUUUCUGACGUCAGCCAAGGAUCCUUGUGCAGUUGCGAAGCACUUUGUUGCCCUGUCUACCAACACGGCCAAAGUGAAAGAGUUUGGAAUUGACCCUCAAAACAUGUUCGAGUUCUGGGAUUGGGUAGGUGGACGCUACUCGCUGUGGUCAGCCAUCGGACUCUCCAUUGCCCUGCAUGUGGGUUUUGACAACUUCGAGCAGCUGCUCUCGGGGGCUCACUGGAUGGACCAGCACUUCCGCACGACACCCUUGGAGAAGAAUGCCCCUGUCCUGCUGGCUCUGCUGGGAAUCUGGUACAUCAACUGCUUUGGAUGUGAAACACAUGCCAUGCUGCCCUAUGACCAGUACUUGCACCGUUUUGCUACCUACUUCCAACAGGGUGACAUGGAGUCCAAUGGGAAAUACAUCACCAAGUCCGGCGUCCGUGUGGACCACCAGACAGGCCCCAUCGUAUGGGGAGAGCCAGGGAUCAAUGGCCAGCAUGCAUUCUACCAGCUCAUCCACCAAGGCACCAAGAUGAUACCCUGUGACUUCCUCAUCCCGGUCCAGACCCAGCACCCGAUACGAAAGGGUUUACAUCACAAGAUCCUCCUCGCCAACUUCUUAGCCCAGACUGAGGCACUGAUGAAGGGGAAAUCAACAGAGGAGGCCCGGAAGGAGCUCCAGGCUGCAGGAAAGAGUGCAGGGGACAUUGAGAAGCUGUUGCCUCACAAGGUCUUUGAAGGAAAUCGCCCAACCAACUCUAUUGUGUUCACCAAGCUUACACCAUUCAUUCUUGGAGACUUGAUCACCCUGUAUGAGCACAAGAUCUUCGUUCAGGGUAUCAUCUGGGACAUCAACAGCUUUAACCAGUGGGGAGUGGAGCUGGGAAAACAGCUGGCUAAGAAAAUUGAGCCUGAGCUUGAGGGUAACACUGAGGUGACUUCUCACGAUUCAUCCACCAAUGGAUUGAUCAGCUUCAUCAAGCACCAGCGUGAAGUCAAAACCGAAUAAACUCAGCUACAGCCCCUUUU
This is a messenger RNA of Sciurus carolinensis (gray squirrel), 1722 nucleotides long. Its product is annotated as glucose-6-phosphate isomerase-like. Gene Ontology annotation, cellular component: cytosol. Gene Ontology annotation, molecular function: glucose-6-phosphate isomerase activity; carbohydrate derivative binding; monosaccharide binding. The record is from RefSeq and is a predicted model, not a curated record. NCBI's taxonomy places the organism in Eukaryota, Metazoa, Chordata, Mammalia, Rodentia, Sciuridae. Gene Ontology annotation, biological process: glucose 6-phosphate metabolic process; gluconeogenesis; glycolytic process.